ACGCCGCUCAGUGUUCCAUCGCCUGUCGCGUCGCUCGCAUCGCCUGACGCGUGUUCUGGCCGCUGUCCGUCUCUCCUCUCAAUCGUGUGUAGUGCUAGUUGUGCUGGGCCGGAACAUCUAUUCUUCUCACGCUUCAUGAGCUGGACACUUUUCCACGUCUGCAGCCUCGAAGUGUGAUGUGGUGCAGAGCGGAUCCGGCUUCAUUGCUCAGCCUCUUGCUGCUGCUCAGCUUAUGUGUUGCAAAGGGACUAAAAGUGACCGACUUCAUGGUGCCUCGGUACGCGGACGUGGGCUCGACUGUGGUGCUCAAGUGCGACUUCACGCUGGGUCAAGGAAAACUCAACUCCGUCAAGUGGUAUAAGGAUGAAGCAGAGUUUUUCCGAUUCAUUCCUGAUACGCAGCCUGGCCAGCCUGAAAUUCUACUUUUUCCUCAAUCAGGAAUCAGCCUGGAUCAAUAUAGAUCAGGAAAGAACAGCGUCGCUCUCAAAGACUUGACUUACAACAGUAGUGGUAUAUAUAAGUGCGAAGUCUCAACUGAUUCUCCUGACUUCAAGACUGAUACAAUGAAUGGGAGUUUGACAGUCUAUGCAUAUCCUACGAGAAGCCCUAGUGUGACCGGGUUGAACUCAUUGUAUCUGCCCGGUGACAUUGUACUGGCCAACUGCUCAGCAGGGCCUUCUCAUCCUCCAGCGCAAAUCACGUGGUUCGUCAAUGGUAUCAAGGCUUACGGCAGCCAGCUGCUGCCAUAUCCUCUGCAGGAGGAGGGCGAGCAGUUGUACAGCAAGGUGCUGGGUCUUCGCGUGGAGCUGUCGGAGAGCGACUUCGAGACGCGCGACGCGACAGUCGCACUGCGAUGCGUGGUGCAGGUGGGCGAACUCGACGCCACCAACAUCGACAAUACGGUCAGGCGACGGCGGCAGACGCUGCGCUCCUCUUCUGUCGAAAGCUCCUCGCAGCGUUUCAGCAAUAACGAUUCGUCCAUGACAAUAGCAAGCCAGAGUUUCGCCGUAUGGUGUCUAAUAAUAAGCACUUUUUCUCCGAUGUGGCUUUUGAGACUGCGUCAUAGCCAUCUUCAUCAUCAACAGAAUGUUCAUGAUCGCUCACUCUAAUACCCUGCAAUGGUCUACGAAUGUGAUAGCUUGGAUAAUAUAGUUUUAAAGACUCAUGGUUGGAAGUGGUGAUCAGGGAAUUGAAAUAUUCGCUAGUUGUAUAUAAUAAUAAUCAAUCAACAUCGAUAUCAAACAUCAAUAUUACAAAUACAGUAAAUAUCUAAAGAAUUCGAUGUUCAAGUUCGAUUUUCCUAUUUUAAAUAGUAUAGACCUUUCUGAGGAGUUCACUAAUAUCACACCAAACGAUUUUUUAUACUCAAGUUGGGAUAGUAGUAUUGAGAUGAUUACGUGAUAAUUCAGUCAAAUCAAUACUCGAAAUUUUAUUUUCCAAAACAUGAAAUCUUCGUAUUCUUUAUUGGAAAGAAUGAUUCUCUGUUUCAACCUUUCAAAUGAUCUAAAAUAAAUGAUCAAAAAUGAAUAAGCAUUGCCUCAAAUAUUGCCUACAAUUUGAUCUACAAUAUGAAUAUUCAAGUUACGAAGUUUGCUCAAAUCCAGUUUCAGUUCACAAAUGAAAAUCAGUACUAUAUUUGAUUUGAUAUAAAUAAUUCAAUAUUGAACCUUCAUAUUAAUUUUCAAUUCUCUCAAUACUCCUCAAUUAUUAUUGUAGGAGUCUCAUGAUGCCAUCCGAAUUUCUGAAAACGCAAGAAAUUAUCAUUAAAAUUAGAGUUAAAAGUGGUUUCUUGAAAGGAGUAGAAUGGAUCAACGUCAAUAUAAAGAUACGUUUCAAACUUUGUCGAUAUUUUGUUUUUACCACACUGAUGUUUUAAUAGAUGAAUGACAGAAUGAAUAUGAACGAGACAAAAUACCCGCAAUUUUCUGAGAUCUCAUUUCGUCGUUUUGAAACAUUAUAUUACUAGUCGAGUUCAUGUGAUAACAAGUUGACUCUUGAAUGAAUAAUACAUCAAUUUCCUAUAUUUCUAACUUUGUCUAGCAUUGUACUGAACAAGAAUCACUGAUUAUGUAUCAUACACUAUUAGAUUAUCUACUCUAUCGAUGAUGAUGAUAAUAAUUGAAAAUUAUCGGUAAUGAUAAUAUUGAUAACCCUCAAUCGUAACUUCGAUAAAUAUUUUUCUAAGGCAAGAUUGUGGGCCAUACUUCAUUAACUAACUCGAAACAUUUUUCUUCUAACCAGUACAAGUUGUUUGAAUUUUAAAAGGGAUAGGUUUUUAAUAACAAUUCAAAUAAAAUGAAUAUUCUUAUCAAUGUCAAGAAUAUCUUUCACUCAACUAUCAAAACCACCUAUAAUGAUAUGUCCAUUAUUUUGUAUGAAUAAUUAUUGUAAAUACUGUACCAUGUUAUCCAGAAUUGGCCCAUAAACUUCGUCUAUAAACAAUAACUUCCAAGAAUCGAGGAAUGAAUCUUGGAUAAUAUCACAUAAAAUGUGAAGAACUAUGUUGAUCUUAUAAUAUUACGUCAUGUUAUCACAGAAGCAUGAGUGUAUUAAAGUUAUUUAUGAUAAUUAUUAAGUAUUUGUUGUAUAUUUUUGAAAAAUAAAAUAAUCAUCUCCAUUAUAAUUUCA
Molecule: messenger RNA, 2628 nt
Organism: Nilaparvata lugens (brown planthopper)
Lineage: Eukaryota; Metazoa; Arthropoda; Insecta; Hemiptera; Delphacidae
Exons: 6
Coding region: 177-1109 (310 amino acids)
Source: RefSeq, a predicted model, not a curated record